AUGUACGGCAGUGUUGUUGUUGGUAAUUUGAGGAUGACGGCGGGAAGUGAAGUCGGGAGGCGGCUCGGCGAUCGGAUCAGCAGCGGGAGUAUCCGUUCCGAUAUCGGCCAAGCUUUCCGUCCUCCAGAUCUCGGACUCGAACUUGACUCGUCCUUCUCCACCACCAACACCACCACCAUUCCAUCGCGGCUUCCUCUCAUCGACCACGCCUUCCCUCACCCCUUCAUCGACACCCGCGCCCUCUGCGCCUUCCGUGCGUCCAACAUCCGACCGGCGCCUUCCAUCACUGGCAACUUCGUCACCGCGACUCGCGACUUCCUCACGACAGCACACCACUCGCGCUCCCCUCAACACACCACCCGCGACUUCCGCCACCGGACUUCCCCAUCUCGACGUGCGACUUCGACGACCUCACCUCACCCGGACCACAAUACAACACAACAUCCAUCGCGGAGAUGCUGCUGGACAGGCUCCAUCUCGGCGGUCGGAUCACAACAAACCAUUGCUCGCCAUCAUGGAGCAAUGAGUCGAAGCGACGCGUUGGGGAGGAUGAGUGGGAUCAACGCUGUUACGCUACAACGGAUGGAGCUCGCGUGGAUGAGAUUCCAGCGUAGGGCCGUCGGUUGCUGGAUGUGUGCCUGA
Molecule: messenger RNA, 642 nt
Organism: Zasmidium cellare ATCC 36951
Lineage: Eukaryota; Fungi; Ascomycota; Dothideomycetes; Mycosphaerellales; Mycosphaerellaceae
Exons: 1
Coding region: 1-642 (213 amino acids)
Source: RefSeq, a predicted model, not a curated record